CCCUUAUCCAACGCCACCUUGAUAUUUUCCGAGAUGGCUGGGAUGACCACCCCCUACGAACGGACGGGAACCUCUCCCCAAUUGGGGCAGCAAUAUCACUCCCAGGAAUGUGAUGAGUAGGAAAAACAAUGGAGCCAGGAAAAGCUCAAUGGAGCGACGAGGAGGUAAAAGCCCUCCUUGCUAUUUAUUCAACUGCGAGCGUCCAAAGAGGACUUGAGGGGUCGCAACACAACAUAAAAAUAUUUGCCGAGAUAAGUGCACAACUGGAGAAGGCUGGGGUUUACCACAGCGCAAAACAAUGUAGGGAAAAAAUGAAGAAACUGAAACAGGACUACAAGAAAAUCAAAGGCCACAACAACCAGAGCGGGGCAGACAGAAAAACUGGCAAAUGGUAUGAGACGCUCGACCUCAUAUUGGGCCACAGACCAGCAUAUGGGAACGCCGAAACAAAAGACUCCUCUGCUUCACUUUUGCGGUCGAUGACGCAGAAGGAGAACAACCCACCCUCCCAGCUGCUUGAAGAGCAAAACAGAUCUCUUCAAUCAAAUCCAAUUCCUGUUGCCUGCAGUACCCCUUGUCGCCCAUCAGAAACACCAAUGGCUUUAUCAAGCAAUUCCAUGCCCCCUCUGAGUGACAACCGCCAACCCGCAUCAGAAAACACCGUUGUGAUGUCCUGCCAUUCCUUGCCCCCACAAAGUGCCAGUACCAGUCAGCUUACAUCAGUCACUACACACCGGUUUCUUGCUUGUCCGGAUUCACAAAUAAUCAGCCAACGCCGCCCAGCUGCCAGCCCCCUUUGCCAUCCUAGACCUGCAAAGAGGAGAAAGAAUGACACACUGCUUGCAACUGUGCAGGAAUGGCAGGCUUCGGACGCAGAAUACCAAAGGCAACGAAAUGCACAAUUUGACAGGAUGCUGCAGGUGUUUGAAGAGCAAAAUCAACACAUUGAAAAGCAGUGUCAGGCUCUGCUGUUGAGUCCAGCCGGCAGCAUCAUAUGGUAAUGGAGGGUAUUCGGGACAUCAUGAACAGAAUGUCAAAUCGGCAUGACAAACCCUAAUUAAAAGAAAUUGGACUCAACCAAAUAUUUCACAUCUAAAUUUUUCUAUUGUUGCAGAGUGAGUUUUCUGUAAAAUAUAUUACUUUGAAAACAAAUUUUGCACAUGUUAAUUUUUCUUUUGUUGGUGU
Molecule: messenger RNA, 1185 nt
Organism: Corythoichthys intestinalis (scribbled pipefish)
Lineage: Eukaryota; Metazoa; Chordata; Actinopteri; Syngnathiformes; Syngnathidae
Exons: 7
Coding region: 129-1001 (290 amino acids)
Source: RefSeq, a predicted model, not a curated record